Raphanus sativus (radish) is the source of this 874-nucleotide messenger RNA. Its product is annotated as fructose-bisphosphate aldolase 6, cytosolic-like. Gene Ontology annotation, cellular component: cytosol. Gene Ontology annotation, biological process: fructose 1,6-bisphosphate metabolic process; glycolytic process. Bases 207 to 716 code for a protein of 169 amino acids. The transcript has a single exon. NCBI's taxonomy places the organism in Eukaryota, Viridiplantae, Streptophyta, Magnoliopsida, Brassicales, Brassicaceae. Gene Ontology annotation, molecular function: fructose-bisphosphate aldolase activity. The record is from RefSeq and is a predicted model, not a curated record.
AUGUUUUCCAUGUAAAAUGUGUACAGUAGCCAACUAUAAGCUUUGGGCGACUGAAACUAUUGUGCACGAUGGUGAAUUAUUUUUUUUCGUUAUGCGCCUCUUCACCACUAAAGAGUGGCAUGGACAAGCAGAGCUAACAUUAGAGUGAAGUGUUUCCAACAUUACUAACCACAAAAUAUCAUAUCUAUAAGAAAAAAACUAUAAUAAUGUGGAGCCUGACGUUAGUGUUGAAUGUUGAUGGGUCGCAUGAUAUCAACAAGUGUGCAGCGGUGACAGAGCGUUUCCUUGCAGCUUGCUACAAAGCCCUGAGCGAUCACUGUGUCAUUCUUGAAGGAACGCUUCUGAAACCAAACAUGGUUACUCCAGGUUCAGAGAGUGCUAAAGUUGCUGUUGCACCGGAGGUCAUAGCGGAGUACACUGUCCGUGCCCUUCAGAGAACCGUUCCAGCCAUACUGUUCUUGUCGGGAGGACAGAGUGAGGAAGAGGCGACGAGAAACCUGAAUGCUAUGAACCAGCUGAAGACAAAGAAGCCUUGGUCUCUGUCGUUUUGCUUUGGAAGGGCGUUGCAGCAGAGCGCGCUUAAGACUUGGGGAGGGAAAGAGAAGAAUGUGAAGAAGGCACAAGAUGUGUUCUUGGUUAGGUGCAAGGCUAACUCUGAAGCUGCACUUGGUGCUUACAAAUGUGAGAGCCUUCACGUUAAAGACUACAAAUACUAAAGAGUAAGACCACCGGUACUUAUUUUUCAGUUUUAAUUGUUUGUGUGUUUGUUUUGUUUACAAGAGUGGUAAAAUGAAAUGCCCUUGAUAAACCUUUCACAGAGGUGUCUUGUUUCUCGUGAGACCUUUUAUAAAGUGAAUAUCUUGUUGGGAUUUGA